This is a messenger RNA of Juglans regia (Persian walnut), 1440 nucleotides long. RefSeq lists its product as uncharacterized. Lineage: Eukaryota; Viridiplantae; Streptophyta; Magnoliopsida; Fagales; Juglandaceae. The transcript has 5 exons. The coding region runs from base 174 to 1166 and encodes 330 amino acids. The record is from RefSeq and is a predicted model, not a curated record.
GUUCCAAAGCUUCGGCAAAGUUCAACUGUCAACUGCUAAGAAAGAAUCAAACAGUUGGCUCUCUCUCUCUCUCUCUCUCUCUCUCUGCACUGACUUAAAUUAACAAAGAUUGGAUAUCAGAGCAAUCAGAUAUAUUCACUUCAAGCAAGAACAGAAAGUCUGAAACAACAGCAAUGCGCUUUCAAGAAAACGGAGAAAAUCCCAAGAAGAUGACACUGGAAAGAGCUACGACACCGAAAAUGUCAUCCCCCUGCAACAGCACCACCAACUCCAUGGCCAUCUCUGUGUACAAACGCAGUAAGUCGCAUUCGAAAGGAAUAAUUGCCCCGUGGUGCGAUUCCUCUGGAGGCUGUCCGGUGUCGAACAUGAGGUCACUUACGGCCGUUUUGCCCAAAUCUCCAUCACCCAUUUGCAGCGAUUGCUCCAGCCCUCGAGACUCAACAACUUGCUCUACCCUAUCGCAAACACCCAAUUCUCAAGUUCCCACUUUGUGCCCCGCAAGAAACCUGAGCUCCUGCAUUGUGUCCUUUGAUAGUCCCACUACUUCUUGUAAGGACAUAGAUGGAUGGAUGGAGAAUGCCAAAAGUUGUUGCUGGGUUCGUCAACCCUAUUUGCUGAACAACCAUUUUAAAGCUAUUGAUCAGGAACUUUCCAGCCUGACUUUACCUUCAACUGAAGAGCUGAGCUAUCAAGCAUACGCUGAUAGCAUGCAUGGAGCCUUUGGAGCCCGAAGCCAGAACGAUGGACAGCAUAAAUUGCAGAGUCACCCGAAACCUCACCAUGCAUUAUUGGAUGAAGUCAAGAAGCGGGAGCUCGAAGCUGAUAUAGAUGCAUGGAAGAAAGCUAGAUUUCUGGAACUCGUGGACGAACUGGAGAGGAAAGAAGCUGCUAUAAGUAUUUGGGAGUUUGAGAAGGCCAAGAAGGCCAUGGAGGAGAUGGAGAAACUUGAGAGCAAGCUGGAGAGAAAACGUUUGAGGGAAAUUGAGAAGACACAGAAAAAAAUAGGCAGAGUCAAUAAAGAGGCAAACAAGAAGAAAUCAAAGGCGAGACGAUAUACAAUUGAGGAGAUAUCAGCAGUUUCAGCAUUUACAGAGAAGAUCCGGGCCACCAAAAGUUCUCUACUGCACACGCUUAGGAAGUUCGUUAGUUCACAUUCAAAUACAUAGCGACACCCUACCGCAAUCACAUCAAACUUACCAACACCCCCCCUUCCAAUUGUUUUUACUGUUUCUUUCCUAUGUGAGAGAAACGGGUUUCUAAAAAAGACAACUUUAACAUAGAGUUCAUUGUUCGGAGUUUUGGGAAUGGUGCUUCUGCUUCAAUAAAAAACCAAGCAUUUACCUUGGGUUAUAUUAUUAUCAGUUUCAAUGCAACACUAACACGUCCGAGUAUUAAAUACAAUUGCCUAAAGAAAGAAAAAGACAGAUUAAAAAAAAAAAA